Molecule: messenger RNA, 2298 nt
Organism: Spea bombifrons (plains spadefoot toad)
Lineage: Eukaryota; Metazoa; Chordata; Amphibia; Anura; Pelobatidae
Gene: FAM161A
Product: FAM161 centrosomal protein A
Exons: 7
Coding region: 1-2148 (715 amino acids)
Biological process (GO): cilium organization
Cellular component (GO): photoreceptor connecting cilium; cilium; ciliary basal body
Source: RefSeq, a predicted model, not a curated record
AUGGCGAAGUCGCACCGUGACUCGGUUCUCGCUGCUGCUUGUGUCCAGACCCCGGUAAACCCUGUCACUCGGACACCGUGUACCCUAUACGAGCGGAAACAGGAGGAGAGCCAGCGAAAUAGACACCCGCUAACCUCAAACACCGGGCACGAGUCUGAGAGGACAUCGGAGGAUGGCACUGAUUCGGAUUCUGACACGGAAAGAAACCAACAUGGCAAGAGCUGUGAAAGUAAAGGUUGGUUUUUUGACAUCUCCAAAAUACAGAAUUCAGACAAAGAAUACUACAUACAGCUGGAACAACUAAAGAACGCUCAUCUACAGAACAUGGCACAACUAGAAAGAAUGUAUGAACAGAAACUGAAGCUAAAGGGGGUUCAGAACAUUAAUACUGACCAGGAGGUCAACAAAAACUGCUUCAGGUCAAUGUGGGACAAAACAAAUUUGCACCCAGCUGUGUAUCAUGAGGGCAAUGAUUUCCACUGUAAUGUUUCUUCUGCCUUAUCAGAAAACUCACUUAGUGAAUCGUCUGAUGGAGGACAUUGUAGUGAUUCAGAAGAGUCCAUGUCUGCCAGGGAGAAAAUAUUUCAAAUGUGGAAUGAUUUUUCAGUGGAUGAUUAUAUACAAAAUUCCACAUAUGUCAAUCACAGCAAGGAGAAAUGUCAAACUAGCAAAAGCAAGUCCAAAAAGUGGUCCCACAGAAUAACCAUCCCUGAACCUUUUCAGAUGACCAUUAGAGAAACCAAGAAAAAGGAGACGAAUAUGAAAUCAAAGUCUGAAAUAGAACUUGAAAAUAAGUUGUUGAAAAAAGCUCUAGAAGAGGAGGCAGAGUGUCAGAAGAAGUUCAGAGCUAACCCUGUCCCAGCUUCUGUCUACCUGCCACUGUAUCACGAAAUAGUAGGGAGGAAUGAGGAGAGGCGCAAAUUUGUGAAAGAGAAAAGCAAAGAGAUUCUUUUAGCAUCUCAAAAACCCUUCAAAUUCAUAGAGCGAGAAAAACACAAGAAAGAAGUUCAGAAGAAACAACUCUCUGGUCUUUCAGCUUCAAGAAACAAUGUAAAGUAUUUUAAGGCAAAACCAGUCCCUAGAUCUAUUUACGGAAGCUCAGCCAAGGAGAGGCUAAAAGAAGAGGAGUUGUAUAGAGAUAUCAGAAUACAUAUGAGAGCACAAGAACUGCUACAUAAUUCCUCAUACCCUACCAGUACGCUAGCUUCUAGGAGUGCUGCGGUGAGUAGGAAGACAAGAUGCUACGAACCAAAAGAAGAACCAGAGCACAAACCAAAAAUAAAAGAAUCUAUACCUAACUUUGAAGCUCUCCAUCAAAAGCAACAUAAACGUUUGUUAAAAGCCAAACAUUCAAAGCACGUUACGGUUUGUGAUCCUUUUCAUUUGCGGACCGAACACAUUUCCCAUACAGGAAAAAUUAUUAAAAACAUUGAAGCAGAUGAGGACAACUUAAAUGAAACUCGUUGGCCAUAUAAGUCCCCAAGGAAAUGGACACCAGUUAAAUCCCCCAGAGACAGCUCAUUGCCCAGUGAUGAGGCAUUAUCUAAAGCUCUGAGAUCAACAGAAUCUUCCAAAAAAAGGCAGCAAGCCAUCAGGAAGUCUAUAGAAGAAAAAAAUAAAAUUGAAGAAGAGUGGAAAAGGAAACGAGCCAGACAGAAACACAAAGAGAAACUAUUGAAGAAACAUAUUUGUUCCAGAGCUAAAGCUAUCGACCCACUCCAAAGAGCAGCUCUGUUGUCCCGUAGAAAAUUAAAUGAGUUGAGGAAACAGGAAAAACAGAGAACUAAAGAAUACUUACAGGAAUUGGAAGAAAUGAAAGAUCGAGUCAACAAGAAGCCACUUUUGUUGGAAAGAGCAUCGCAGAAAAAUGCUCGUCUCUCUGCUGAAAAGCACUACUCUACAGUGCUACAGAACCUGGGAUUGCGCGAGGAUUUUGUUUCACAAAAAGGACAAACAUCUCAUCUGAAAGAUGUUGCCAGAAUCGAGCAACACAGCAUGGAUGAAGACGGCAGUGAAGGCACUUUGGAAUUAGAGGACUUGCAAGAUGACGGAUAUAGCUAUAAAGAUGAAUCGGAGGAUUCUGAAAUUGAAGAUGAGAACCAGGGAGAUUACAGCACAGAUGAUGAUCACACGGAGGAUGAAAUGUAAUCUAUCCACAAGCAUGACUGGCCAGAAAUUAAUAAACCCAUGGUGCUAGACAGGGAAUAUGUGCCGUCCCAAAAACUUUGCAACAUUAAGGGAAUAUUUUCAGAUGAAGUAGUUUAUUGGAAGAGUGUGUCCAUGAUUUAGAGGGCAGGA